This is a messenger RNA of Suillus plorans, 852 nucleotides long. RefSeq lists its product as uncharacterized. Lineage: Eukaryota; Fungi; Basidiomycota; Agaricomycetes; Boletales; Suillaceae. The coding region runs from base 93 to 731 and encodes 212 amino acids. The transcript has 4 exons. The record is from RefSeq and is a predicted model, not a curated record.
AUCAAACAUCAAAUUACCAAAUCUUGGUUUUGUAAUCUCCCGCCGCUAUAUCGGCCUAUUCACAGGCCCCAGGCCCCUAACGUUUAACCACAAUGCCUAUCAAUAUCGUCGGUUUCGUAGUUAGAGCAAUCAUCUUUAUCUAUUGCACGGGAAUCCUUGUGAUGAUAGCGGUGAUGGAUAUCCUUGGCUCAGGGUUCAGUAGGGCACGAACCGUUGUUGGGGUUAUGGUCUCUACCUGGAGUCUUGCGCUUGUACUAUCUGUUUUUCCCACGACACGGGAAGAAGUUAGGGACCGGCAAGAAAGACUGAUCGGUCCUGUCCAAUUUCUGUCCUUUUUUUUCACUCUCUUUUGGGGUGUAUGGUUUGACCCGUGGUCCGAUGAAUCAAUAUCCGCAGGUCUAUUUGUAGGCGUCUCUCGACACACGGUUAUACUUCUCGGCCACCCCAUAUUCACCCUCUCAAUCGGAUUCUUCGCGGAUCUCAAUUUGCAUCUUAUUGAACUUGAAGGGGAUCCUGUGAGUACAGCAUGCUAUUUCCUUAGCCUACUAGGACUAAUUCACCCUCCUUGUAGCCACAUUCCACUAGCCCCAAAUCACACGGUGGCGAACCCUGAAACUCCCACGCAAAACAGUCACAUUGUCACAGCGCUCCAUUGCGCCAGUUGGUUUUUAUUAUAUGUCGUUUUGUAUGCUACAUUAUUGUCCCUACACACAUACAUUACAACAGCCUGAGGAUGGUACUUAAUUUAAUGCGCUGUUGGCUAUUAAUAUUGGUGUUGCAGAAAGUCUCUGUUCAUUACAGUGAUCACGCAAUCAGCUGCGUCUGACUCUGAAUCGGUACUGGUAGCGCCAC